CUUACAAGAGCCAUUGGCUCUCAUUUCGCCGCCUACGGUUUACACUGCUAGUAAAGUCUAGAGAAGUAUAAAUCAUGACCAGGCACGUUAGCACUGUAGACAACGCUGUAAACAGCUGCAUCAGGAAUCUUUGUAAGGCACUUGUUUUGCGUUUCUUAUUUCGAGGAAUUUUAUAAAUGGAAGCAUUUUGCCUGAUUUAACUGUCGAGGAAAAAGCAUCCGUUUACUUCGAGAUGCCAGCUGCUCUUAUGGACAACUUUGACAGGGGAAGUCCUUUCUCACAAAGUGAUUCUCAAAGUCCUCAAGACUGGAGCACAGUACAGUCAGAUGGCCAUAAACUUCAGCAGAGAGAGAAGAACAGAGAUGCAGCUCGCAAGACUCGUAGAAAACAGACAGAAAAGGCAGACAUUUUGCAUGAGAGGUUUUCAAUGGAGUUCAGGUCUGGAGAUUGGGCUGGCCAUGACAGGGUCUUGAUCCGGUGGUCCUCCAUCCACACAUUGAUUGACCUGGCUGUGUGGCAUGGUGCAUUGUCCUGCUGGAAAAAACAAUCCUCAGAGUUGGGGGAACACUGUCAGAGCAGAAGGAAGCAAGUUUUCUUCCAGGAUAACCUUGAACUCCAAACUCUAGAGCAGUCAAAUGCUGCAUAUGUGAAAGAAAUCGAUGAACUGAGGAAGGAGAUUCAAAUCUACACCACUGCUUUGGAACAACAUGAACCUCACUGCACUAAACUGUCCUUAUGUGGGCCGUCACUACCCAUUAGUGUUUGUCCGUCCACAGCAACACCCCCUACCUCUGAUUUCACCUUUGUGUCUGAACCCAACCCCUUGCAGGACCUUGGAUUCUUAUCAGCCUCUCCACAUAAUUCUCUAACAGACCUCCUUGACAGCAGCGAUUGGUCUUCUUGGGACUGACUCAGUGAAUGGUGAUGAGAGCUUACAGCAAUUUUGAAAUAUAUGAAAAAAUGAGAUGCUAUAUCAGUUAAGUUGCGACAUGGUCUCAUGAGAAUUUGUCACAAUACUACGAGGUAGCCAAUACGUACAAAGUCGUACAACUUAAUUUGUAUGAAAACUUAUGACUUAUACAUCAACCACACGCUUCAAACACGCUUCACGAACGCAUGUUCGGAACCCGGAAGUGUUGCUUUUUUUCCGUAUUACACAUCAGGGCUUUUAAAGGGUUAGUUCACCCAAAAAUGAAAAUUCUCUCAUCAUUUCCUCACCCUCAUGUCAUCUCAAAUGUGUAUGACUUUCUUUAUUCUGCUGAACACAGAGACAGGUUUUUAGAAGAAUAUUUCAGCUCUAUAGGUCCAUUCAAUAUAACUGAAUGGUGGCCAGAACUUUGAAUCUCCAAAAAGUACAUAAUGGCAGCAGUAGGGGAUUUAGGCAUGGGCGACAUGUGCGACAUGUACUGUUGCCCAGGGCGGCAUCUUGCGGUGGGGCGGCACGAGGCUUGCAGUGUAUAAACUGUAUAAUUUUUUGCAAAUUAACGUAUGAAUUGUUACGAAUUUGCCACCUCAUAAUAUUGUGAUGAAUUCUUAAGAGAUCAGGUUGUACGUUCUUAUUUGGUGAUAUGCCUUACACACAGUGGUGUAGUAGCGUCUGAAGAGGUGGGCAUACUGUGAAUUUAUGAACGACCCCCUGUUAUAUACAGUACAUAUGUAAAAUGUGCAAAAUAUAUAUUUUUUUCCCAAAAAAAAAAAAAAAAAAAAUUAGUCUCACAUGAAUUUCUAAAUGUAUAUCAGGGUAAGUUUCUUAUUGGCAUGGUAUACAGAACACUACUAAGAACAAUGGUAUGGUGACGAUGUUAAAUAUGUAUUUAAAUUUAUAGGUCUUAUUAAUGUUCCUUUCAUUAGGUUACUAUGAAAAUUACUCUAAUUAAUAAACUAAUACAUACAUAAUAUGCAAUAAACUGUUAAGCAUUGUAGCUAAUAUGAGUGAUGUUCACGUUAACACGUUAUCUUGUAUUACCAUAUAUAGCCUACGUAAUAAUUAAUGUUUUUUUUUGUUUUUUGUUUUAUUAAUGUACUAUAAUGUGCUUUUCUGUGUGUAUAGUGAAAUUGUUUUCCUACUAAGAAAUAUACAUUUAAAUUGUUUGAUAUCAUGAGAAAAAGGCACCACUGACAGCAGUAAAAGGCACACACACAAAAAAAGACAUUUAAUAUAAUUAUGGUACACAGUUGUCCAGCAUCUGCAAAGAGCAUCAAAAACUAGCAUGGGUGCAAUAACAUGCAGUAUUUUCACAAAGUUUAAUUGCAAAAGUUACAUUUAAAUGUAUAUACAGUUGAAUGUACAGUUUUCACAAUUCCUGACAUUUAAUCGUUGAAAAAAUUCCCUGUCUUAGGUUAGUUAGGACCACUAUUUUAAGAAUGUGAAAUGUCAGAAUAAUAGUAGAGAGAAUUAUUUAUUUCAGCUUUUAUUUCUUUCAUCAGAUUCCCAGUGGGUCAGAAGUUUACAUACACUUUGUUAGUAUUUGGUAGCAUAGCCUUUAAAUUGUUUAACUUGUGUCAAAUGUUUUAGGUUCCUUCCACAAGUUUCUCACAAUAAGUUGCUGGAAUUUUGGCCCAUUCCUCCAGACAGAACUGGUGUAACCGAGUCAGGUUUGUAGGCCUCCUAGCUCGCACAUGCUUUUAUCGGAUUGAGGUCAGGGCUUUGUGAUGGCCACUCCAAUACCUUGACUUUGUUGUCCAUAAGCCAUUUUGCCACAACUUUGGAGGAAUAUUGUCCAUUUGGAAGACCCAUUUGUGACUGAGCUUUAACUUCCUGGCUGAUGUCUUGAGAUGUUGCUUCAAUUUAUCCACAUAAUUUUCCUUCCUCAUGAUGCCAUCUAUUUUGUGAAGUGCACCAGUCCCUCCUGCAGCAAAGCACCCCAACAACAUGAUGCUGUCACCCCCAUGCUUCACUGUUUGGAUGGUGUUCUCCGGCUUGCAAGCCUCACCCUUUUUCCUUCAAACAUAACAAUGGACAUUAUGGCCAAACAGUUCACUUUUUGUUUCAUUAGACGAGAGGACAUUUCUCCAAAAAGUAAGAUCUUUGUCCCCAUGUGCACUUGCAGUUUUGGAGCAGUGGCUUCUUCCUUGCUGAGCAGCCUUUCAGGUUAUGUCGAUAUAGGACUCAUUUUACUGUGGAUAUAGAUACUUGUCUACCUGUUUCCUUCAACAUCUUCACAAGGUCCUUUGCUGUUGUUCUGGGAUUGAGUUGCACUUUUCGCACCAAACUACGUUUAUCUCUAGGAGACAGAAUGUGUCUCCUUCCUGAUCUGUAUGAUGGCUGCGUGGUUCCAUGGUGUUUAUACUUGCUUACUAAUGUUUGUACAGAUGAACAUGGUACCUUCAGGCGUUUGGAAAUUUCUUCCAAGGAUGAACCAGACUUGUAGAGGUCCACAAUUUUUUAUUUCUGAGGUCAUGGCUGAUUUAUUUUUAUUUUCCCAUGAUGUCAAGCAAAGAGGCACUGUGUUUGAAGGUAGGCCUUAAAAUACAUCCACAGGUACACCUCCAACUGACCCCAAUUAGUUUAUCAGAAGCUAAUUGGCUAAUUGCCUAAAGACUUGACAUAAUUUUCUGGUUCACAGUUAACUUGGUGUGUGUAAACUUCCGACCCACCGGAAUUGUGAUAUAGUAAAUUAAAAGUGAAACAAUCUGUCUGUAAACAAUUGUUGGAAAAAUUGCUCUUGUCAUGCACAAAGUAGAUGUCAUAAACGACUUGCCAAAACUA
Molecule: messenger RNA, 3709 nt
Organism: Myxocyprinus asiaticus (Chinese sucker)
Lineage: Eukaryota; Metazoa; Chordata; Actinopteri; Cypriniformes; Catostomidae
Product: basic leucine zipper transcriptional factor ATF-like
Exons: 4
Coding region: 233-910 (225 amino acids)
Biological process (GO): regulation of transcription by RNA polymerase II
Cellular component (GO): nucleus
Molecular function (GO): DNA-binding transcription factor activity, RNA polymerase II-specific; RNA polymerase II cis-regulatory region sequence-specific DNA binding
Source: RefSeq, a predicted model, not a curated record